Paraglomus occultum is the source of this 1287-nucleotide messenger RNA. The record is from the annotation of a GenBank genome assembly. Lineage: Eukaryota; Fungi; Glomeromycota; Glomeromycetes; Paraglomerales; Paraglomeraceae.
AUGGGAAGGUAUACUUUCCCUGGUCUUAAACAACAAUUCAUUGUUGACGACAAGUAUGAAUUCGUACGUGAGUUGGGUCAAGGUGCAUAUGGUGUUGUAUGCGCUGCGCGUAAUACAGAGACGGGACAGGGUGUUGCUAUAAAGAAAGUAACGAAUGUCUUUAGUAAGACUAUACUUACCAAACGUGCUCUCCGUGAAGUCAAGCUCUUGCAGCAUUUCAGAGGCCACAAGAAUAUCACAUGCCUUUACGAUAUGGAUAUAAUCGACCCAUACAAUUAUAAUGAAGUAUAUCUUUAUGAGGAACUCAUGGAAGCCGACUUGCACGCCAUCAUCCGAUCAGGUCAACCGUUGACUGAUGCUCAUUAUCAAAGCUUUGUUUAUCAGAUACUUUGUGGCUUGAAAUAUAUUCAUUCUGCUAACGUAUUGCAUCGAGAUCUUAAACCUGGAAAUCUUCUUGUGAAUGCUGACUGCGAGCUCAAAAUAUGUGAUUUCGGUCUUGCACGAGGAUUUUCUGAAAAUCCAGAGGCAGAUUCCGGAUUUAUGACCGAAUAUGUUGCUACGAGAUGGUAUAGAGCCCCAGAGAUCAUGUUAAGUUUUCAGAGUUACACUAAAGCAAUCGAUCUCUGGUCAGUUGGAUGCAUCUUGGCCGAACUAUUAGGCGGCCUACCACUCUUUAAAGGAAGAGAUUUCGUGGAUCAAUUGAACAAAAUUCUUCAAACUCUAGGAACGCCGAAUGAAACGACUCUUCAAAGGAUUGGUGGCGCCAGGGCUCAGGAUUAUAUCCGCAGUCUACCGCCUAUGGCAAAGAGGCCAUUUCAACAAAUGUAUCCCAAUGCCAACCCUCUAGCAAUUGAUCUGCUUGAGCGAUUAUUAAGCUUUGAUCCCUCUGAGCGCAUAACGGUGGAGGAAGCUUUGGAACAUCCGUAUUUAGCCGUCUGGCAUGAUCCGAAUGAUGAGCCAGUUUGCCAUUCACAUUUUGAUUUCUCGUUUGAGGCUAUAAAUGAUCCUGAGGCGAUGAAAGUGAUGAUAGCUCAUGAAGUAGCCAAUUUCCGGGCCGUGGUGCGACGUCAACAUGCAGCUCAGCUGACGGUUGCUACUGGUCAACAGCAGAAAGCAAACCUGACAAAAAUUCCUGAUCGUGAUACUAUUCUCAAUUCACCGACGGCCGUACGUGAUGCAGACGCCUUCGUACGUGGAUUUGAUCAAUAUCGACCACCCGCGGCAGGAAUAAGCGAAGAUUUGGAAAGAGAAUUGAGCGGUGGUGUUGAAGCCAUGUAUACGACAUAG